Molecule: messenger RNA, 1786 nt
Organism: Dromaius novaehollandiae (emu)
Lineage: Eukaryota; Metazoa; Chordata; Aves; Casuariiformes; Dromaiidae
Gene: B3GAT3
Product: beta-1,3-glucuronyltransferase 3
Exons: 6
Coding region: 206-1219 (337 amino acids)
Biological process (GO): carbohydrate metabolic process; chondroitin sulfate proteoglycan biosynthetic process
Cellular component (GO): Golgi membrane
Molecular function (GO): galactosylgalactosylxylosylprotein 3-beta-glucuronosyltransferase activity
Source: RefSeq, a predicted model, not a curated record
UUUCCGAGCCGGGCUUCUGCGGGAACGGACCCUCGGCGGAAGUUGCCCGGAGCGGAGCGGGGAGGGACCGGAAGUGCCGUGGACGGGCCCGGCGGAGGCUGCGCGGCCGCGGCGGCCCCGGUCCCGCCUCCGGCCCGGCCCGGCCCGCUCCGGUCCGACCCCUCCGGCCCCGCCGCUGCCGCCGCCCCCGUCCGCCCCCGCCGCCAUGAGGCUGAAGCUGCGGAACGUCUUCGUCGCCUAUUUCCUGGCCUCCCUGGGGGGGCUGCUGUACGCCCUGCUGCAGCUCGGGCAGCCCUGUGACUGCCGGCAGCGGCGCGGGGGGGCCCCCGACGGCGGGGAGGGGCGCGAGCGGGGGGCGGCGGGGCCGGGGCGCCCCGAACCUGGCGGGGGGCAGCGCCCGCCCGGCCCGGGGGGCCCCCGCCUGCCCCCCCCGGCGCUGCCCCCCCCGGAGCUGCCCCCGGAGCUACCCACCAUCUACGUGGUGACCCCCACCUACGCCAGGCUGGUGCAGAAGGCGGAGCUGGUGCGGCUGUCGCAGACGCUGCUGCACGUGCCGCGGCUGCACUGGGUGGUGGUGGAGGACGCGCCGGGGCCCUCGGCGCUGGUGGCGGCGCUGCUGGCGCAGAGCGGGCUGCGCUUCACCCACCUGCACGCGCCGACGCCCCCCCCGCGCCGCCCCCGCCCCGGCGACCCGGCCUGGCUGCGGCCCCGCGGCGCCGAGCAGCGCAACCGGGCGCUGCAGUGGCUGCGCGACACCCGCCCCGCCGAGCCCGCCGUGGUCUACUUCGCCGACGACGACAACACCUACAGCCUGCGCCUCUUCGAGGAGAUGCGCAGCACGCGGCGCGUGGCGGUGUGGCCGGUGGGGCUGGUGGGCGGCCUGCGCUUCGAGCGGCCGCUGGUGGAGCGGGGCCGCGUCGUGGGCUUCCACGCGGCCUGGAAGCCGGAGCGGCCCUUCCCGCUGGACAUGGCCGGCUUCGCCGUGGCGCUGCGGCUGCUGCUGGCGCGGCCGGGCGCCCGCUUCGACCCGCGCGCCGAGCGCGGCUACCUGGAGAGCAGCCUGCUGCAGGGGCUCGUCUCCCGCGAGCAGCUGGAGCCCAAGGCCGACAACUGCACGCGGGUGCUGGUGUGGCACACGCGCACGGAGAAGCCCAAGAUGCGGCAGGAGGAGCAGCUGCAGCGCCAGGGCCUGGGCUCCGACCCCCGCGUGGAGGUGUGAGCCCCGGGGACACGCCGGACACGGGGACACGCCGGACGCACGGACGCGCCGGACACGGGGACACAGCGGACACACGGACGCGCUGGACGGAGGGACGCGCCGGAGGUGGGAACACGCUGGAUGUGGGGACGCACCGGGUGCGAGGAUGCGCCGAACGCAAGGACACGGGGACAUCCUGGACACAGGGACACGGACACCCCGGACAUGGGGACAUCCUGGACACGGGGACACCCCAGACACACGGACACCCCGGACACCCAGGACACGGGGACAUCCUGGACAUGGGGACACCCCUGACAUGGGGACACACGGACCCCCCGGCCGCAGGGACCAGUCGGAGACGCGGACGCUCUGGACACGGGACGCGCUGGCAGCCGGACGCGGGGACACGGGGACGCUCCGCAGGCAGGGACGCACCGCCGCGCCGCUCCCGUUUAUUUAUUGGGCCCCGGCCCCCCCACACACACACCCCCCCCCCGCGCGCCGGGGGGGCCCUGGACGCAGCCCCCUCCCUGGCCCCCUCCCCGGCCCCGCGCGGCUCCUCCGCAAUAAACCGCCGGCUCCAUC